This is a messenger RNA of Magallana angulata, 2232 nucleotides long. RefSeq lists its product as uncharacterized. The coding region runs from base 389 to 1954 and encodes 521 amino acids. Lineage: Eukaryota; Metazoa; Mollusca; Bivalvia; Ostreida; Ostreidae. The record is from RefSeq and is a predicted model, not a curated record. The transcript is spliced from 2 exons.
AGUUGCUAGCUAUGGUGGGAACUACAGCGGAGGCAGUUCCUGCGUUAUGAUCGAUGAUGACUUAAUAAGAAGGAAGGCUCUAUUGUGUUCACAACGGGUUUUAAGAAUACGCGGUAUAUAUUUUUUUUUCUGUUCCAGAAUAAACCGCGUAGGAAAUAUAUAUACAGCGACGCUUGAUAGAUACGGGAUUCCUUUUUUCCUCCUAAUAACUAGAAAAGUUGGGAAUUUUUGGAAACAUCUGUUUUUGGAACUUUCAAUGGCUCUCGAUUUUUCAGUUUAUAUGAGAUGAGUGGUUUUUUUUUUUAAUUUACAUGUAUAAGUUAACCUGACAGUAGAUUGGACAAUCAAAGGAACUUUCCCUUAACAUCAGAUAUUGGACAAACUAUUCAUGAACUUUACGGGAUUAAAUUUUUCGUCUGAUUUGGUCAGAGAAACAAAUCAUGUGUAUUCCUCGGAACUUCUGACUUUUGUGUCCGUCUUUCUCCUGCUAUUUCUGGGAGUCGGAGCUGUCAAUGGAGUUUUAUUUAUUCAAUACAGGAAAAGAACAAUAAAACUAUUGGACGUGUUUCUUUUAGUCAUUUAUGCAGAGAUCACAAGUUUUGCUUCUAUCCUGUCAUUGAUACUUUUCUUAUUCGAAGCAACAAGUCAAUAUUCUGAUUUAGUGCGAAGUCUGUCUUUCCCUUUUCUUAUCAACUGUUUCUGUCUGAUCCAAGCCAUUAUCCUCAGACUUACUCGACUAGAUGUAAAACCAAUUCAGUACAAUGGCAUCAAAUGUGUAUUUCUCUCGUCGGUUGGCAUGGUUCUAAUGGCAAUUAUCGUUCAAGCUUUGGGCUUCUUGACCAUCUUUGCUAGAGAUUUAGUUAAUAUUCUUUUAGAUGUAUCUUUUAUUUGUUAUGCUGUCUAUCACAUCUUAUGUUUCUUAUUCAGUGCCGCUAAACUUAUCAAGUACACCAAAGAGUUACGAAAUGUAAAGCGAGAGAUUAGUAUACAUACUCUGUCCAAAAGGAACUAUUCCUCGCGAGAAUCGUCAAUAAAACGUGUAAAAGCUCCUCGCCUUCGGAAUUGUGGGAACUUGGUGAAACUGGUGAGUGACUCGGAGUCUUCUGAAUGUUUGACAGAACAAACAAAGUCAUCGAUGAUGGAAUACUACAUCUGCAAACACGUUUCACCUUACAGGAUGGUGUCUAAAUCGUCACCAUGCAAGUUUGCAAAAGAAGCCGAAUGUAAGCGUGGAAAAGUCAAACAAAAGUCGGAUACUAAUUUAUUUUAUGAGCAAAGUGACGAAAUUUUUACCAGUUCAAAGAUUCCCAGGGACUAUGAUGUAUCAGCUUGUCGAAGAAAAGGUCACAGGUCAAUGUCGUUUCCAAGGGAAGGGUCCGAUCUGGUUCAAAUGACACUAAGGAUCCCUCGAUCUUGCUGUAAUCUGAAUAAGUUUGACACUUUGACUGUCAGUGAUCAUAUGGAUUUCAAACGAACCAUUAGUCCUGCUUCUUCUAACAGUUCGGGUAUUACACGAAUCAGCAAGAGAAACAUCGGAAGUGGCUACGUAGCUGAUAGUGAGGUCAUAAGUGCCAAUUCUGAAUUUAGUGACAAAAGUCAGGCCAACGAAAUGCAGUCCCCCUUUUUGUCCACCCUACCAAACUCUCUCUCGUUCCUGAGCUUUUAUCGGGUACAACAAGGUCGUCUGCUAUACAGACUUCUUUACAUAUGUUAUGCCAUGACCACUUUUCUCGGUGUCUCCUCCUUGGUCAAGAUAUGUCGAAUCCAGAAGUUCUGGGGUCAAGACGUCAACACGGAUUUUCCAGACCAGCUGACGAUUCGCUGUUUUGACAGGGUGAUGGAUGUCGGCAUUGUUGUGUUGACGACCGCCGCCGUCCGUCUCGUAGUACAGCAUCGAACACACCGCAAACGGAAGAACGGCGUGUCAAAAACGGAGUCCAACAACGCCACGUGACUUACUCCAUUUUGUUUCAGUGAUAGUAAUAAAUGUGUCUGUUUCGUGUUUUAAAUCAAUCAUUUUUUUCGUCAUGGAUGUGAAGGUUUAAUUAUAAAGAUACUGCUUUGCCAUUGUCUAUUCUUCUGAACAUUCAUUUGCCAGAACAUGAAAAACAAGUCAGCUUUUCCCUCUCUUUUAUUGCCGAAUUUUUGCACGUUUUUUAAUCGCAUCGAAAUUCUCGGUGAGUAAAAAAUGUAAAUUUGAGUAAUUGUUCAUUAAAUCAAUAUAAAAGGAAA